AUGCCUCGUGUUUCUAGAUCUAAAAGCAAUCGCAAGAAACGGGAAAAUGGAUAUAACGUCAUUUACUCAACACUUGAAUUUGUUAAUAAAGAAAGCAACCGUCGGCAACGAAAAAUAACGAGCUUACAGAAGGAAGUAGAUCGAUUAAACACAGUCUUAGAAGACAUGCAAAAAAGUAUCCAGGCGUAUGAACGAUGGUAUAAAGAAUCUUAUGGACACACUAUAAUUAUUACCGAACAAAUUGAAAUUUACAUUGAGGAGUGCAGUCGUCGUAUUGAUUCUCUAGUGGAUAAUAAUGAAGAAUUACGAGCACAAGUUGAAAAUCUGAAGCAGGAAGUUUUGCGAAUUCGUCAAAAUUGUCAUAAUUUUGAAUUAGAGCAGGAAGUCAAUGCUUUGGGACAUAGAGUUUGGCAGUUAAAUCAAGCGUUACAAAGUUGCCGAUGUAAUGUUUUUGUUCCGCCUCCGCUUACCCGCAACGAAUCAGAACUUUAA
Molecule: messenger RNA, 492 nt
Organism: Acaulospora morrowiae
Lineage: Eukaryota; Fungi; Glomeromycota; Glomeromycetes; Diversisporales; Acaulosporaceae
Source: the annotation of a GenBank genome assembly